Molecule: messenger RNA, 832 nt
Organism: Westerdykella ornata
Lineage: Eukaryota; Fungi; Ascomycota; Dothideomycetes; Pleosporales; Sporormiaceae
Exons: 2
Coding region: 149-658 (169 amino acids)
Source: RefSeq, a predicted model, not a curated record
CUGCGUCCUUUCACUACACCGCCACUCAAGAUACAAAAAGCCCUUACCGGUACCCGCUCAACUUCCUCUCCUCCUACUCUCUUCAACAAUCAACUCCAACAACCUUAUCAACCCAAAUCCGAGUACGCACAACCCUCAAUCCAUCAACAUGAAACUGCUCAAGUUCAUCAUCGGUCUCGUCGCCUUGGCCGACACAAGCCUCGCUGCUCCAACCAACGUCACCGUCACCGAGGUCGAUCUUGCUGCUCGCGGACCCAACGACCACCAUGUGAGUGACUUCCUCAAUCUUGGACUUUCCAACGAGCUAAACAUUCAUAGGUCAUUGCUUGCGACGUGGGCCAUCGGGAGCCAUGCGAGUAUUUGCCAGUGUAUGCGGGACAAGGCAAUUGCUGGAGGAUCACAUCCGGGAACCAAGGUGGACGCGUCGCUCGCCAUGCCAAGUCAUUCAUCUUGCCCUCGUCCAACCCUUCGGCCUGGCACUGCUGGUUCUUUGCCCAAGACAAUUGCAGGGGCAGUGAUUCCUGCUACGUGCGCAGGACCCUGCCAGACUCUGGUUGUCGCUAUGAGUAUCAGUCCUACCAGUGCAUCGAUGACAUGUGAAGAGCGAUUCGAUGGGGCGGAUCUUGGAUGGUACAAGACAAGGAUAUCAGGGGACUAAAUGGAGGAAUCGGUAUGGAAAAGACUCCGGGUAGAGGACGGCUCUAUGACAAGACUGGGCUGGGAUGGGAUCGCGAAGGAAUGAAGGAAGACAAAUGACACAUCUACUUGCCUGUGCCUGUGUGACCUUGACUUUAAGCCGUGAGAGUCCCUAUUCGGUGCUGCUAGCCCGGUA